UGUGUUGUAAAAAAAAAAAAAACGUUAUCGUAGAGAGUCUUGAGCUUUACAAUUUUUAAAAAUUACGCUGUCUUAGGAAUUAUUCUUUUAAAUGGAUAUUUUUCGAAAAAGUGUACUUCAGUUUCUUCCGCAGCAAUGUUUUGAUGAGUUUUUCGUAGAUUUUAAUUUUUUUCAUGCUUUCUGCCUCAAGCUAGCAAUAACCAAAGGACUUGGAAUUGGAAUAAUAUUGGGGUCUGUAUUAGUUAAGGUGCCCCAAAUUGUGAAAAUUUUGAAAGCAAAGAGUGCAGAAGGAAUUAAUCUGUUUGGAGUUCUGUUAGAGUUGAUGGGAGUGGCAGCAUCAGCAGCAUACUGUUUAGCAAAUGGUUAUCCUUUUAGCUCCUGGGGAGAGACAUUCUUUCUGGUAAUAGAGACAGCGGCUAUAGCUUUUCUCAUCUUGUUUUACAACCAAAAAAAAGAAGGGGCCUACAGCUUUCUUAUUGUUUUUACGACGCUGUGCUAUAUCUUAGGAAGUGGAUUUACCCCUAUCAAUAUCCUUUCUUUUCUCCAGCUUGCUAGUGUCCCUGUAGUUAUCAGUGGAAAGUUGGUGCAGGUCGUAGAAAACUACAAGAAUGGACACACUGGUCAACUCUCUGCAAUAACCGUCUCUCUCUUGUUCCUUGGGUCAUCUGCCAGAAUCUUCACCUCUAUUCAAGAGACGGGUGAUUGGUUGAUAAUCUUCAACUAUAUCUCCGCCGCUGUUGUCAACUUCUUUUUGGUAUUCCAGAUGGUAUUAUACUGGAAUGUUGUUCCACAGAAAUUGAAAAAGAGCGACUAAGAUGUUCCCGAUUCGCUCACUACAAGAUGACACCCCCUCUUGCGGGAAAGUUUGAAAAUUAAAAAAAAUAUAUGCUUGUGAAGCCUACGAAAUAUGAUGUAGAGUGUAAAUGUCAUGUUAUGCAUUGAUUUCUAAUGAUAUAUAUAUAGAAGCAAGGGAGUUUUAAUUAUUUUAAUUUUAUUGCUUUGUUUACGAAGCUCACAGAAGAAUAUUGUGUUUUUGAGAAACAAAAUAAGAGAAACGGUAGUUUGAUUUAAAAUUUAAACCAGCGAGUGAUUAAAAGUUUUUCCAACAUUCCGUAGUGUCAUGGAGAAGAUUGUACAUUAAUAAAGUGAAAAGUAAAGCGAAUAGAAUACAUCAUUGAUUUUAAGUUUUAGCUUUGCUGUACGUCACCGUGAUAGAACAGAAGAAAGUGGGUUCAUAUUGUGUAGAAGAAAUAUGAUAUUAAAUAUAAAACUAUUGUAUACCAGAAAUUAGAAGGAUGUGAAAGGGUUUUCUCGGUACUAACAGAGAAUGAACUAUAAUUAAAACAUUUUAAUGAGGAUGCAAUAAACCAAAUUCAUUUAUUUCACUUA
This is a messenger RNA of Limulus polyphemus (Atlantic horseshoe crab), 1389 nucleotides long. Its product is annotated as mannose-P-dolichol utilization defect 1 protein homolog. Lineage: Eukaryota; Metazoa; Arthropoda; Merostomata; Xiphosura; Limulidae. The transcript has 5 exons. Bases 92 to 814 code for a protein of 240 amino acids. Gene Ontology annotation, biological process: oligosaccharide biosynthetic process. The record is from RefSeq and is a predicted model, not a curated record.